AUGGAAACGGAGUACGUCUGCCCGACAUGUCGCAAUUCUCCGUUGGUUGCGGAUGCGAUGAUGACAUCGGCUGGCAAUAGCUCCGUCGCAGCAUCACCAAACUCCAUAUCCACUCACGAUGAAGCAUCGCGUAGUGCCCCCAUAGAGAGCAACUAUGGCAUAGAUUCGCCUUCUAACAGGAACAGUCCGCUGAUGUCACUGGCACACAUGGAUCCUUCAUUUAACGAUAUUUUCAGCAUUACACAAUCCGGAGGGCAGGUUUCUUCGAUGUCUCCGUCGGGAUCUGUGGCGCUGAGUGGGCCACUGUCUUCUAGCAGAGCUUCGCCGGGUUCAUUUCCUGAAUUUGCUGCUAUCGGCGAUAUUAGUGAAGAACUUCGAUUUACUGCCAGGAGAGAACGAAGUGACAAUUCCUCCAGUUCCGGCCGUAUAUCACGUGGCGGCGGAGUGAAAAAACCGUACGGUCGUGGUGUGGCGCCCAGGACGCGUUCGCUUGGUGGCGUGACCGAUUUCCCGGAAAUCAUCUCUUCUCAUCGCGGUAAACGAAGUGGACGGGGAGCUAACAAAAAUGCCAGAGGCCGUCGUCCAAGGUUUCUAAUUCAUGCGCAGAAUCUCUCUGUUACUUCGCAGCAAAUACCUUGA
Messenger RNA from Gongylonema pulchrum, 639 nucleotides. NCBI's taxonomy places the organism in Eukaryota, Metazoa, Nematoda, Chromadorea, Rhabditida, Gongylonematidae. The record is from the annotation of a GenBank genome assembly.